AUGCCCAGACAGCCCCCGAUCGCCAGGAUAGGCGCCGGAAGGUUCUCGACAGUCUUCAAAGUUGAGGACCAUCUUCAUCGUGGUGGAGGAGGGAUAGCAGAGAAGAAGAUCCACACCAGUACCUCGGGCUUGGGGAUCCAGUCUCUGAAAGGGGCCUUGCGAGAGCUCUUCACGCUUCGACUUCUCUCCCAUCACCCCAACAUCGUCGAUAUCAUCAGCCAUCGAUUCGAAGGGCACUGCCUAGUCCUCCAACUACGGCUCUACGACAUGGAUCUUGACCAACUACUCAACCGCAAGCCACCUCUACCGUCGUUGCUGAUCAAACUUAUCUAUCGAGAGGUCCUCACUGGGCUGUCCUGCGUCCAUGAUGCCGGUAUGAUGCAUCGAGACUUGAAGCCUGGGAAUGUCCUCGUGGAUAGGGACGGUCGAGUGGUCAUUUGCGACUUUGGUUUGGCGAGAGCGUCGGGGGAAGAGAAGGAAUGCAUUCCGCCGAUAACUCGAGAAGUGGCCACACGAUGGUAUCAGUCUCCCGAGAUCCUACUCGGCACGGAGAUUCAAACAUCGAGUUGUGACAUGUGGGCAGCAGCGUGCAUACUUUGCGAGAUGUAUCUAGGUCAGCCACUCAUCGCUGGACAGACGGAUAUACAGCAACUCUUUUUGCUCUACAAGCGUUUCGGUGGAAGCCCUUUGGUGGUCCCUCUGAAAGAUCGGACUGCUGACCUCCUUGGCGAGGAGCUCCGAUAUUGGCCCGCCGCCACGCUCUUGCCAGACUAUGGUAAAAUCCCUCGGUUGCCCCCUGCCGCCCUUCCGAUGCUGGCUGGGACCUUCCGAUACGACCCCCGACUUCGAUUCACUCAUGCACGACAAAUGCUGGAGAGUGAAUUCUUAAAGGACUGUCACGAGAGAAUCGGCACGGCUCUGGCUGACUACUUGUGA
Molecule: messenger RNA, 936 nt
Organism: Perkinsus marinus ATCC 50983
Lineage: Eukaryota; Perkinsozoa; Perkinsida; Perkinsidae
Exons: 7
Coding region: 1-936 (311 amino acids)
Biological process (GO): signal transduction; G1/S transition of mitotic cell cycle; regulation of gene expression
Cellular component (GO): cytoplasm; nucleus; cyclin-dependent protein kinase holoenzyme complex
Molecular function (GO): ATP binding; cyclin binding; cyclin-dependent protein serine/threonine kinase activity
Source: RefSeq, a predicted model, not a curated record